Messenger RNA from Closterium sp. Yama58-4, 615 nucleotides. The record is from the annotation of a GenBank genome assembly. Lineage: Eukaryota; Viridiplantae; Streptophyta; Zygnematophyceae; Desmidiales; Closteriaceae.
AUGCAUCCACACACGUGUCAUCUUCACAUUCUCCCGUCGCGUGGGAAAGCACGAUUCAAUGGCGAACUGCGGCUUGGGGGCUUUCCUCGGCUGGAACUCAUAUCGUCUGCCGUCGCAGCGUUAUCCUCGUCCAUUGUUUCGGGACCUCCGAUGGAUCCAAGGAGGGGACAGGCUCAGUGGCAGCAGCAGCAGGGAGGAGGCGGAACGUUUGGAAGUUCCCAGCAACAGUCAGGUCAGGGCGUUCAGCAGCAAGGGCAACAGCAAGGACAACAGGGGGGCCAGGGUUUCUCUUAUUCAUACUCUUCUUCGUACUCCAGCGGACCUGGGGGCGAAUACGGGCAGACGGACUUUUCACAGGACAAGGGGGGUGGUGGCGUGGAGCAUCAUCACGUCUCGUGGGGUCCUGGACACGAGCCGCAGCACCAUCACUUCUCUACCCAGGGCCAACAGGGAGGCCAGCAAGAGGGAGGCGAGCAAGGGAUGCCAGAAGACCUGGCAGCCCUGCAGCAGGCCAGAAACGCAGUUCAGAUGGACUCGCUCCGUGCUGUUCAGGGCCUGCAUCAAAGAGCGGGACAGCAGGCACACCACGAGGCACCACGAGAGGGAAAGAAGUAG